AUGAUUCUUGAGUCAGGUUUUCAAACUUUUAUUCCUAAGUACCAAUAUGUACAGAACGCGCUUUGGUGGCGUUGGUUGGAGUUGGUGUGGCCAUUAUGGUCGCCGUCAUCAGGUCCCUCGGCCCUUAAAACACUCGUCAGCCUUAACCCAAUUACAUCUGCGGCUCGCAGCACGAUUUCAUUUCCAACCUCAACAUCCAGUAAAUGCGCCCUCCUUCCAGUUAAAGAAUACGUUAUACUAGUUCUUUUCGCCAUAUAUCGACGCUUCCAGCUUCCUUACUCGUCAAACUCGGCGGCCAUUUUCCAGCCAGAUCCCGUUACUGCAGCUCCUAGACUGCAACCUAAACUUCUGUCUCGCAAAGAACCAACCCACCCCAGCGGUUCUCCGUUACCCCUCAAGAGUAACUGCCGAGUAGCUCUGUAUAUUACUAUAAGUCAGGGCUCUAUCGUCGUUCUCCGAGGCGCCGCUGUCCUCCGACGUAUCUCCUUUCCAGACCGAUCACAUAAACACACACGAACACUCUCUGAGAUGUCUGAACCCAUACCGAUACCAAGAAGAGGGGGGGAUGCUGCCCCAGAUGUCGGUGGGGAGCUACCGGUCGGAAGCCCAGAGUCCUUUGCCAGCUCAUCACCACCUAAUGGCAGGCAUGCCUCUGCGUCUGAAGGAAGCCCGCGUCUAUCACGAAACAAUUCCUUCUCGGGAAGUAGUUCUUAUCACGAAGACUGGGAGGCGAUCCCACCGCUUGACCGUCUGAGCGUCUUUGACCUCCUUGACAACUUGGCACUGCCGUCACAACUGGAGAAGCUCCAAAAGAAUCUCAGCGCGCAGACAGAGAAGGUUCUCCGGCAAAGAAAUGCGCUUAGGUCUCGAGGCAACCUUGCCAAAGACAAAGUUGUGGAAGAAUGGAGGAGGCGCGUACCCACCGCCGACGAACAGCUUGAGAAAUACCGCAGGCGGAUGAAGACGAGCGUUGACAAUCUUGGGAAGCAGUGGAACGACACCAAAGCCGUGACACUGCGCGAGAAGUUCUCCUUCAUCUUCGGUGUCCUCAAUAUCCUCAUCAGCGGCUACCUCAUCGGUGGGCGCCCAGAGUGGUUCCAUAUCUGGUACACGCUCCAGCUCCUCUACUUCAUGCCCAUCCGCUUCUUCACCUACAAGCGCCGCGGCCUACACUAUUUCCUCGCGGAUCUCUGCUACUUCGUCAACUUCCUCCUUAUGCUCAGCAUCUGGGUUUUCCCGAAGUCGAAACGCCUCUUCAUCAGCACAUACUGCCUCGCAUUUGGUAACAAUGCGAUCGCCAUCGCUAUGUGGAGGAACUCCCUCGUCUUCCACUCUCUCGACAAAGUCACGAGUCUCUUCAUCCACAUCAUGCCCUGCGUCGCCCUCCACUGCAUGGUUCACCUCCUCCCCGACGAGCUCCAAGCCUCCCGCUUCCCCGCCCUCCACACAAUUCGCACCUCCGCCCCCUCCUCUCCCGAGCACUACACCCUAGCCGCCAUGGCCCUGUGGUCCACCCUCCCCUACGCCUUCUGGCAGCUCUCCUACCACUUUCUCAUCACCGUGCGCCGACGCGCCCAAAUCGCCGCCGGCCGCCCAACAUCCUACACCUGGCUCAAGAAGUCGUACUCCAAAGCCUGGAUCGGCCGCGCCGUCACAUCCCUCCCCGACAGCCUCCAAGAGCCGUCUUUCAUGUUCAUCCAGUAUACCUACGCCCUGGCUACCAUGCUGCCCUGCCCGAUCUGGUUCUGGUACCGCUGGGCCAGCUCCAUGUUCCUCUUCGGCGUGUUCACGUGGAGUAUCUAUAACGGCGCCACAUACUACAUCGACGUCUUUGGUAAGCGCUUCCAGAACGAGCUCGAGGAAAUGCGCAAGGAAGUCCAGAAGUGGCAGAGUAGCCCGGAUCUGGCGAUUGGGACACCGCCCGCUGAGGCGGCCAAGAGCCCGCUUUCCUCGGAGGAUGAGGGGGGCGCGAAUGUGGAUUCGAUUCCGCUGCUGAGUGAGGAGGGGCAGGUGACGGGGAUUGAUGGGGGGGCGAGGGAUGUGGCGAGGGAGAGGAAGGUUGAGGAGUUACCCCCGUAAGUGCGACGGGUGGUUUGAUUAUGAUAGUGAUGGUGGAUAGUGCGAUUUUGCGUGUGUGUAUUUAGCUCUGUUGCUGGAUCGGUCGAUGAAUGACGUGCGUUGUUGCCUUUUCACUGGUGCGGGCGGUCUUUCGCAGCGGAAUGGGAAGACAGGAUGUGGAUAUUUGACGCUUUGAUGAUGAUGGGGGGGGUCCUUGACACUCACUAUUAUCCGGUUUUGGUUCUGGUUAAUUCGUAUACCCUUCAUUUCUAGCAACCUUGUACGAAACUCUAGCAUUGUUUGCAAAAUUAUUCAACGUAUUCUUGAAUAUUUAAAUAUUCAAAUAUUACGUAAGCUUGGAUAUUCAAAUUUCAUGAAUUAUUCAUGAAUAUGAAUAGCGAUUUUCUAUAUUCAUGAAUAUUAUAUGAUAUUCUUAAUACCCAAAGUGACUUAUUAUUUAAGUUAUAAGCUAUCUUAGAG
Messenger RNA from Pseudogymnoascus destructans, 2538 nucleotides. RefSeq lists its product as uncharacterized. NCBI's taxonomy places the organism in Eukaryota, Fungi, Ascomycota, Leotiomycetes, Thelebolales, Thelebolaceae. Bases 1 to 2079 code for a protein of 692 amino acids. The record is from RefSeq and is a predicted model, not a curated record. The transcript is spliced from 3 exons. Gene Ontology annotation, biological process: phosphatidylcholine biosynthetic process.